CAUUCUCAGAUAGUGAAUUCACUUGAUUGGUAGUAAAAUCUGUGGACGAGUUGUGUUUGUGAGUUGUGGUUUAGAUUGUUUACCAACGUAGGGCAGAGGAGGACGAAUAUGUCUAUUCAAUUGCAGUACAUGAAACGUGUCGUGGAUGUGGAAAUACCAGCGACAUACGAGAAAAUCAUCACGGAAGUUUCGGAAUGGACGGGAUUGGAUACUGCUGAGUUUUACCUACUGUACAAUGGCCGUAUCUUGUGUAACACUGACAGCAUUGAAGAUGGGAAUGUGCACAUUAUUCCUAGACUUGUUGGAGGCAAAGGAGGUUUUGGAUCCAUGCUUAGGGCAAUCGGUGCACAAAUAGAAAAAACAACUAAUAGAGAGGCAUGCAGAGACCUGAGUGGGCGACGGCUGAGGGAUAUAAAUGAAGAGAAAAGAUUAAAAAACUGGAUAGCUCAGCAAGCAGAGAGGGAACAGGAAGCAGCAGAAAGACGUCAGAAGAAACUUGAACGACUGUGCUUGGAACCGAAACAUGAAUUUAAGGACAUAAAAUAUGAAGAAGAGCGAUCUGUGUUAACAGAAAAAGUUUGUGAUGCUGUUGAACAAGGAUUCAAGGCAUCAACAAGUGGUGGAAAUGGCGUGAAGAGAAAACAGGAAAGCAAGGAAAUGAGCUCAAAGCCAAAGAAAAAGAAGACAUGCUUGUGGAUUGAUGCUGAUAAUGAACUUGACACUGAGGAUAGUGAUGAUUGCCUCAGUGACGAGAAUGAUGGCAGUACGUCAUCAAAAAGUGCUUCUCAAAAUGGUUCCAGUCAGUUAAGUGUUGACAAAAGGAUAACACAAGCUGUGUAAUAUUAUUGAAUCAGUCUCCUUUUAAGGAAUCAAGUGAUUGUACUGUAUGUUUUUGUAAAAUAAAAUGUGUAAAAAUAAUUAUUAUACAAAUAUAUUAACAAUUGAAUUUGUAUGAAUAAUAAAAUAACUAUUAUUCAGUA
Schistocerca piceifrons (Central American locust) is the source of this 980-nucleotide messenger RNA. Its product is annotated as replication stress response regulator SDE2. Gene Ontology annotation, cellular component: nucleus. Bases 109 to 840 code for a protein of 243 amino acids. Lineage: Eukaryota; Metazoa; Arthropoda; Insecta; Orthoptera; Acrididae. The record is from RefSeq and is a predicted model, not a curated record. The transcript has 6 exons.